GCCUCCGCUCCGGUCGCCUCUGGCUCUUCAAGCUCUCGCCACCCGGGAGAAGCUGUUCCGGCGUCGCAUCCCGCGGGGAAAAUGGUGGAGCCAGGGCAAGAUUUACUGCUUGCUGCUUUGAGCGAGAGUGGAAUUAGUCCGAAUGACCUCUUUGAUAUUGACGGUGGAGAUGCGGGGCUUGCAACUCCAACACCUACCCCUUCAGUUCACCAGUCAGUGCCACUUAGUACACUAGAACUAGGUUUGGAGACUGAAGCAGCAGUUCCUGUAAAACAAGAGCCAGAGACGGUGCCCACUCCAGCACUAUUAAAUGUUAGGCAGCAGCCUCCGUCUACUACAACAUUUGUGCUGAAUCAAAUAAAUCAGCUUCCACCCUUGGGAUCUACAAUAGUAAUGACUAAAACACCACCGGUAACAACGAAUAGGCAGACCAUCACUUUAACAAAAUUUAUCCAGACGACUGCGAACACACGCCCUUCAGUCUCAGCACCAGCAGUACGAAAUGCCAUGACUUCUGCACCUUCAAAAGACCAGGUUCAGCUGAAGGACCUACUAAAAAAUAAUAGUCUGAACGAACUCAUGAAACUGAAGCCACCUGCUAAUAUUGCUCAGCCAGUUGCAACAGCAGCUACUGAUGUAAGCAAUGGUACAAUAAAGAAAGAGUCUUCUAAUAAAGAAGUAGCAAGAAUAUGGAUAAACGACAUGAAAAUGAGGAGUUUUUCCCCCACCAUGAAGGUUCCUGUUGUAAAGGAGGAAGAUGAACCAGAGGAAGAAGAUGAAGAAGAGAUGGGCCAUGCGGAAACCUAUGCAGAGUAUAUGCCAAUAAAAUUGAAAAUCGGCCUUCGUCACCCAGAUGCUGUAGUGGAAACUAGUUCCUUGUCCAGUGUUACUCCUCCUGAUGUUUGGUACAAAACGUCCAUUUCCGAAGAGACCAUCGAUAACGGCUGGUUAUCAGCGUUACAGCUUGAGGCGAUUACGUACGCCGCCCAGCAACAUGAAACCUUCCUACCCAAUGGAGACCGCGCUGGCUUCUUAAUAGGCGACGGUGCUGGUGUAGGAAAAGGAAGGACAAUAGCAGGAGUCAUCUACGAAAAUUAUUUGCUGAGCAGAAAAAGAGCGCUGUGGUUUAGUGUUUCAAAUGAUUUAAAAUACGAUGCUGAAAGAGAUUUGAGGGAUAUUGGAGCAAAAAACAUUUUGGUCCAUUCAUUAAAUAAGUUUAAGUAUGGAAAAAUUUCUUCCAAACACAAUGGGAGCGUGAAAAAGGGUGUUAUUUUUGCUACCUAUUCUUCCCUCAUUGGCGAAAGUCAGUCUGGCGGGAAAUACAAAACUAGGUUAAAGCAGCUUCUGCAUUGGUGCGGCGAUGACUUCGAUGGAGUGAUAGUGUUUGAUGAAUGUCAUAAAGCAAAAAACUUAUGUCCUGUUGGUUCCUCGAAGCCGACCAAGACAGGCUUAGCAGUUUUAGAGCUUCAGAACAAAUUGCCAAAAGCCAGAGUUGUCUAUGCUAGUGCCACUGGUGCUUCUGAACCACGAAACAUGGCCUAUAUGAACCGUCUUGGAAUAUGGGGUGAGGGAACACCGUUUCGAGAAUUCAGUGAUUUUAUUCAAGCAGUAGAACGGAGAGGUGUUGGUGCCAUGGAAAUAGUUGCUAUGGAUAUGAAGCUUAGAGGAAUGUACAUUGCUCGACAGCUGAGCUUUACUGGAGUGACCUUCAAAAUUGAGGAAGUUCUUCUUUCUCAGAGCUAUGUAAAAAUGUAUAACAAAGCAGUCAAGCUGUGGGUCAUUGCCAGAGAGCGAUUUCAGCAAGCCGCGGAUCUGAUCGACGCCGAGCAAAGAAUGAAGAAGUCCAUGUGGGGUCAGUUCUGGUCUGCUCACCAGAGAUUUUUCAAGUACUUGUGCAUAGCAUCCAAAGUUAAAAGGGUCGUGCAGCUGGCUCGAGAAGAAAUCAAGAAUGGAAAGUGUGUGGUAAUUGGUCUGCAGUCUACAGGAGAAGCUAGAACAUUAGAAGCCUUGGAAGAGGGCGGGGGAGAAUUGAAUGAUUUUGUCUCAACUGCCAAAGGGGUGUUGCAGUCACUUAUUGAAAAACACUUCCCUGCUCCAGACAGGAAAAAACUCUAUAGUUUGCUGGGAAUCGAUUUGACAGCUCCAAGUAACAACAGUUCACCAAGAGAUAGUCCUUGUAAAGAAAAUAAAAUAAAGAAGCGGAAAGGUGAAGAAAUAACUCGAGAAGCCAAAAAAGCACGAAAAGUAGGUGGCCUUACCGGUAGCAGUUCUGAUGACAGUGGAAGCGAGUCUGAUGCCUCUGAUAACGAAGAAAGUGACUAUGAGAGCUCUAAAAACAUGAGUUCUGGGGAUGAUGACGACUUCAACCCAUUUAGAGACGAGUCAAGUGAGGAUGAUGAAGACGAUCCCUGGUUAAUCAGAAAAGACCACAAGAAAAACAAAGAUAAAAAAAGAAAGAAAAGCAUAGAUCCAGAUUCUAUUCAAAGUGCCUUAUUAGCAUCAGGUCUUGGAUCAAAACGACCUAGUUUUUCCUCUACACCAGUUAUUUCGCCUGCUCCUAACAGCGCACCAGCUAACAGCAACACCAACAGUAACAGUAGCCUUAUAACAAGUCAGGAUGCCGUGGAGAGGGCCCAGCAGAUGAAGAAAGACCUGCUGGAUAAACUAGAAAAAUUAGCUGAAGACCUUCCUCCUAAUACCCUGGAUGAACUUAUUGAUGAACUUGGUGGCCCUGAGAAUGUCGCCGAGAUGACUGGCCGCAAGGGGAGGGUUGUAAGCAAUGAUGAUGGAAGCAUAUCUUAUGAGUCAAGAUCUGAACUUGAUGUCCCUGUGGAAAUACUAAAUAUCACAGAAAAACAAAGAUUUAUGGAUGGAGAUAAGAACAUCGCUAUCAUCUCAGAAGCUGCCAGCUCAGGUAUUUCGUUACAAGCAGACCGGAGGGCUAAAAAUCAAAGGCGAAGAGUUCACAUGACUUUGGAAUUGCCAUGGAGCGCCGAUAGAGCGAUUCAGCAAUUCGGACGAACUCAUAGAUCAAACCAAGUUACUGCUCCCGAAUACGUCUUUCUGAUUUCUGAAUUGGCAGGAGAACAGAGAUUUGCAUCUAUUGUUGCCAAAAGACUUGAGAGUUUGGGGGCACUGACACAUGGCGAUAGAAGAGCAACAGAAUCUAGAGAUCUGAGCAGGUUCAACUUUGAUAAUAAGUAUGGAAGAAAUGCUUUAGAAAUUGUCAUGAAAUCUAUUGUAAACUUAGAUUCUCCUAUGGUAUCGCCACCUCCAGACUACCCUGGAGAAUUCUUUAAAGAUGUCCGGCAAGGGCUCAUAGGAGUUGGCCUGAUCAGCGUGGAAGACCGCUCGGGAAUCCUUACUCUGGACAAAGGUGAUGGUGCUGAUUAUAACAACAUAGGGAAAUUCUUAAAUAGAAUUUUGGGCAUGGAGGUGCAUCAGCAGAAUGCACUGUUUCAGUAUUUUGCAGACACACUUACUGCAGUUGUUCAAAAUGCCAAAAAAAAUGGAAGAUACGAUAUGGGAAUCUUAGAUCUUGGUUCUGGAGAUGAAAAAGUGAGGAAAAGUGAUGUUAAGAAGUUUCUGACUCCGGGAUAUUCAACCUCUGGGCAUGUAGAGCUAUACACGAUUAGUGUAGAGAGGGGAAUGUCCUGGGAGGAAGCUACCAAGAUUUGGGCAGAGCUAACAGGACCAGAUGAUGGCUUUUACUUGUCACUGCAAAUAAGGAACAACAAGAAAACUGCCAUCUUAGUUAAAGAAGUCAACCCUAAAAAGAAGCUUUUCUUAGUUUAUAGACCAAAUACUGGGAAACAGCUCAAAUUAGAAAUUUAUGCUGAUCUAAAAAAGAAAUAUAAGAAGGUGGUCUCAGACGAUGCCCUGGUUCACUGGUUAGAUCAGUACAGUUCGUCCGCAGACACUUGUACUCAUGCUUAUUGGCGCGGCAACUGCAAAAAAGCAAGCUUGGGAUUAGUUUGUGAAAUAGGCCUUCGUUGCCGCACAUAUUACGUGUUAUGUGGCUCAGUACUGAGUGUCUGGACCAAAGUCGAGGGUGUUCUAGCAUCUGUCAGUGGCACAAACGUGAAAAUGCAGAUAGUUCGGCUAAGAACAGAGGAUGGACAGCGGAUCGUAGGUUUGAUCAUUCCUGCAAAUUGUGUGUCUCCUCUUGUAAAUCUCCUGUCAACUUCAGACCAGUCUCAACAGCUUGCGGUCCAACAGAAGCAGCUCUGGCAGCAGCGUCACCCCCAAAGCAUCGCCAACUUGAGCAACGCAUAAGAACAGACAGGUUUCAACAUGGAUGUAUCUGAAAUGCUGUUGAAGCUUAUCAUUUGCAUAAAAAUCAGGGACAGUUUCCAAAGAAUUAUAAUUUUUUUCAGUUGUGCUCUCUCUAGUUAAUUUUUUUGGGAAUAAGGACAAACCUGGAAUAGAUAGCAAAGCCGAAGAUGAGCAGUGGCGAUGGUGGUGCAUAUGUCUUUCCUUUCGCUUUGCCCAUGGUACUUCCCAUGCGCUUCUGCUCUGGGCGAGCAGAGGGGAUGUGCGCGUGCGUGUGUGUUCGUCUGUUUGUGAGUUUGUUAAAGGCUACGAACCACAGUUGGUUUAAAAACGCUUGGAACUUCCCAAACUGGCUUUACUUCAUGUUACACAGUGCUCAGGGUUAACGCAGUCCAUCCAUGCCAUUGCUGCGGGAGUUAUCCCCGGACGCAUGUGUUUGAGUCUAUAAAUAUAGAACAUAUAUAUCGGUUUCUUUUUCCAACUUAUUAAACACUAGGUUUAUUAAAGCAUGAAAUGAAAGGUUGCACAUCAUGCGUUCAGGUUCUUUUCUAGUUUUUGUUCUGACAGUGCAUGUCUUUGAAAGCAUGCGUAAACAAGAUUAACACAGAAGUCCGGUUACGGAGAGAAACAUUUGUAGGUGUAUAGCAUUGGUUAUUGCAUUUUUAUAAUGUUUAUACCUGGGUGUUGCUUCUGGCCCUGUGAACCUCUCCCCCUCCCCCAUUCUCCCUGCCCCAGGUUUCUUGUCAAGGUGACGAGUACAGACUUUUUUUUUUUGUGAUAAAAUUCCUAAAAGUUCAUUUUAAUGUAUUAAUAGUAUUCCUAAUGAGUGCUGCAAAAAUGGCUACAAGCCUGCUUUUCUCAAAAUUACAUUUUCCUUAACUUAAAGGUAGUUUUAGGAAGAAGUACAAAUCAGCUUCCAUCUUGCAAACAAUCUUUUUUUACUUCAUUUUCUUAAUUUGCUUUGUCACUCAUAAAAAAGGAAACCGUACUUGAGCUGUAAACUAGACAAUGAGGAAACACUUGAGGCUUCUGCUGUAUGUUUAUUUCUUGUUGUUGUUGUUACCCAGUAACUUGAAUAUUGUUUAAUGUGUUGUAAGACAUUGUAGAGUUUAUCUCAAGCUGUUAAAAAUGGUAAUGUACAAAUGUGAAUAGACACUUAUCUAUAAUAUGGGUAAGUUUUGUUUCGCCUAUAAUAGAUGUUUUAUAAAAACAAGUGAGGGGACAAUUGGUCUUUUUGUUUCCUUUUUUUGUUUCUUUUUUUUUUUUUUUUUUUUGCUUGCACAGGUUGCACUAUUGAAAAAUUGAGAUUGUAUAAACCUGGUCAAAAGCUGCAAGAUGCCAGUCUUGUAGAUGUCAAAUAAAAAGUUCUUACCCUAA
Messenger RNA from Pteropus alecto (black flying fox), 5649 nucleotides. RefSeq names its product strawberry notch homolog 1 (gene SBNO1). Gene Ontology annotation, cellular component: nucleus. The record is from RefSeq and is a predicted model, not a curated record. Gene Ontology annotation, biological process: regulation of DNA-templated transcription. The transcript is spliced from 32 exons. Bases 82 to 4275 code for a protein of 1397 amino acids. NCBI's taxonomy places the organism in Eukaryota, Metazoa, Chordata, Mammalia, Chiroptera, Pteropodidae. Gene Ontology annotation, molecular function: histone binding; chromatin DNA binding.